Messenger RNA from Lithohypha guttulata, 672 nucleotides. RefSeq lists its product as uncharacterized. The transcript is spliced from 2 exons. Lineage: Eukaryota; Fungi; Ascomycota; Eurotiomycetes; Chaetothyriales; Trichomeriaceae. Bases 1 to 672 code for a protein of 223 amino acids. The record is from RefSeq and is a predicted model, not a curated record.
AUGUCCAAGAGAAGAUACUCUGAUGCAUUUGUAAGCACCGAUCAAAGCCGAACGACUGGAGCGAUUUCAUCAACCUCGUCUGCUUUCUUGCAGCCACCGAGCGAAUCCAACUAUCAAGAUCUUACUGCUCAGAGAGAAUCACGUAAUGAUGCAUCGAUGCACCUCGCAAGAUCAGGUCAUACAUUUGGCGAUCUGUCUUUCACGGGGUCCGCUCCGAUUCACCUCGGCGACGAUGUCCAGGUCAACCUCCAUGCUAACGAUGUUCAGCAGCAAGAUCUUCGUAAAAUCCUCUACUACGAAAACAUGAACCAGCGCCGAGCGAAUCUUGAAUCUAAGACUACAGCACCCAUGGACUGGAUCUGGGCUACGGAGUUUGGUUGCUGGUUAAGGAGCGAGCAAACGCUCUUCUGGAUUAGUGGCAAACCCGGUUCUGGAAAAUCUACAUUGACCAAGUUCUUAGCGUCCUCAAGCGAGACAUUGCGUCUUCUUGAGAUGAACACUACAAAGAAGUGGCUCGUACUCGAUUUUUACUUCGACUUUCGUUCUGGGAACAGUACAGCCAAUUCUUCACUUGGCCUGUUGAGGACGCUACUCUUUCAACUCGUCGAUCAAUGCUCUGAAAUUGACGCCUUUAUCCGUCACCAGCACAACCAUGCCCUUGAAGGAGAAUGA